AUGCCGCCGCGACGGCCAGGGCAGCCCUUCCGCCGAGUAGGCAAAGGCGGCAAUGCCUCUUAUGGCCCUCGAAAACCAAAGACAGUCGAAGCCUCCUCAUUACGCAGCACAGAAGCCACUUCACAAAAUGAGAAACUCGAAGCCACACGCCUCGCGAACCGCAUCGAUGAGUCCAUGGGCUUCCCCCGCUACGAAGCCGGCAAGAAGCGCAUUGGCUGGCUCUGCAACAUGCACUCUACCACCAUAGAAGACGAGAACGUGCCUGGGGGAAGGGCGGGCGUGGACUACUACUUCAUUGGCGAGGACGGCGACACAUUCAAGGCGACGCUCGAGUACGACCCGUAUUUCCUGGUCGCUGUGCGCAAGGGCCGAGAGCCGGAGGUAGAAGAAUGGUGUAGACGGUCGUUUGAGGGCCUUGUCAAGAGCAUGAAGAAGGUAGAGAAGGAGGACUUGUCCAUGCCGAAUCAUCUCACGGGAUACAGGCGGACGUUUUUGCAGCUGAACUUCGCCAACGUUAGCGACUUGCUGGCUGUGAGGAAGGUCAUGGGUCCGAUCGUGGAGAAGAACAAGAAGAAUGUCAAUGCCAUGGACACGUAUGCCGAGGUGGCCAGCACAACUGCUGGCUUCGACAUCUUUGACGACGAUUACGAUUAUGAUAGACGGCCUACUGCGACGAUUGAUGCGAGCGAUUUCAUUCUAGAUAUACGGGAAUAUGACGUUCCCUACCACGUACGAGUUGCUAUCGACAAAGAUAUCCGAAUCGGAAAGUGGUACACAAUUGAGGCGAAGCACGGCAUAAUAUGCUUGACCUGUAUAGACGACCGUUUGAAAAUGGCCGAUCCGGUCGUCAUGGCGUACGACAUAGAGACGACCAAACUCCCUCUGAAGUUCCCCGAUGCAGUCAUCGACCAGAUCAUGAUGAUUUCGUACAUGAUAGAUGGCCAAGGUUUUCUUAUUACCAAUCGAGAGAUCGUAUCAGAAGAUAUUCAAGACUUCGAUUAUACGCCUAAACCGGAAUAUCAGGGCCCUUUCAUGAUCUUCAACGAACCAGACGAGAAGGCGGUCAUAGAGAGAUUUUUUGAGCACAUCAAGGAAGCCAAGCCGACAGUCAUGGUUACGUACAAUGGUGACUUUUUCGAUUGGCCCUUUGUUGAGGCCAGAGCGAGUGUGCUUGGUAUCGACAUGUACCAAGAGAUUGGCUUCCGAAAAAACAGCGAGGACAUCUAUCAGUCUGACCACUGUGCACAUAUGGAUGCCUUCUCGUGGGUCAGUCGAGACAGUUACUUACCGCAAGGUAGUCGUGGUCUCAAGGCGGUUACGGUGGCUAAGCUUGGUUAUGAUCCAGACGAGUUGGAUCCUGAACUGAUGACACCGUACGCAAGCGAGCGACCCCAAACACUUGCCGAAUACUCCGUCUCCGACGCCGUGGCCACCUAUUACUUGUACAUGAAAUAUGUGCACCCGUUCAUCUUCGCUCUAUGUACUAUACUUCCUCUGGGUCCCGACGACACGCUACGAAAGGGUACCGGUACCCUCUGCGAAAUGCUGUUGAUGGUGCAGGCUUACCAGAAGGGCAUUGUUCUUCCGAACAAACAUCAAGCCCCAAAGGAAGCUUUCUGGGAAGGCCAUCUACUAGAAUCCGAGACCUACGUUGGUGGCCACGUCGAGAGUAUCGAAGCUGGUGUCUUCCGCAGCGACUUUCCGUACAAUUUUGCUGUUGAUCCGAAAGCCAUCGACGAACUCCUCAGCGAUUUGGAUGCAGCGCUCAAAUUUGCCGUUGAAGUCGAAGAGAAGAAAAAGAUGGAGGAUGUGACAAACUAUGACGACGUCAAGGCUCAGAUCACCGAGAAGCUGCUGCAAUUGAAGAACACACCGAAUCGGAACGAGCGGCCACUUAUUUAUCACUUGGAUGUCGCAUCCAUGUACCCGAAUAUCAUGACGACAAAUCGACUGCAGCCGGAUUCUAUGAUCAAGGAGUCAGAUUGCGCGGCGUGCGACUUCAAUCGUCCAGGAAAGACUUGCGACCGAAGGAUGCCGUGGGCGUGGAGAGGCGAGUACUUGCCGGCCAAACGUGAUGAAUACAACAUGGUCCGGAACGCGCUAGAAAACGAGAAGUUCCCCGGCCGAUUUCCCAAUUCACUAGCACGCACUUUCCAGGAGUUGUCACAAGACGAGCAAGCUACCUUGAUCAAAAAGCGUUUACAAGAGUACAGCAAAAAGAUUUAUCACAAGAUCCACGAUGCGACGACUAUCGAGCGAGAAGCCAUCAUCUGCCAGCGCGAGAACCCCUUCUAUAUCAACACCGUACGAGAUUUCCGUGACCGACGAUACGAUUACAAGGGGAAGCAAAAAGUCUGGAAAGGCAAGACGGAGGAGUUGAAGUCUGCUGGUGCUCCUGCUUCUGAGGUCGAGGAUGCGAAGAAGAUGAUCGUUCUCUUCGACUCCAUGCAACUGGCUCACAAAGUUAUCUUGAACAGUUUCUACGGUUAUGUCAUGCGGAAAGGUUCGCGGUGGUACUCGCUAGAGAUGGCGGGUGUGACUUGUUUAACCGGUGCUCGUAUCAUCCAGAUGGCUCGUCAGCUCGUGGAACGCAUCGGACGACCGCUCGAACUAGACACUGACGGAAUCUGGUGCAUCCUGCCAGCCACGUUUCCGGAGAACUUCGCUUUCAAGAUGAAGAACGGCAAGAAGCUCGCCAUCUCGUAUCCUUGUGUCAUGUUGAACCACCUCGUCCACGCCAAAUUCACCAAUCAUCAGUACGAGACGUUAACAGAUGGUGAGACGUUCCGUUACGAGAAGCAUAGUGAUAACUCUAUCUUCUUCGAAGUCGAUGGUCCUUACAAGGCUAUGAUCUUGCCUACUUCCAAAGAAGAAGACAAGAAUCUGAAGAAACGAUAUGCAGUCUUUAACCACGAUGGUAGCUUGGCUGAGCUGAAGGGGUUUGAGGUCAAGCGACGUGGUGAGCUGAAAUUGAUCAAGAACUUCCAAGCUCAGCUUUUCAAGUUCUUCUUGGAUGGUACUACGCUUGCGGAAACGUACGGCGCUGUCGCCAAUGUCGCCAACCGGUGGCUCGACAUCUUGGAUACGCGUGGUGCCACUUUGGCGGACGAAGAGUUGAUCGAUCUAAUCGUCGAAAACAAGAAUAUGACGAAGACACUAGAAGAAUACGGCGCGCAAAAGUCAACCGCGAUCACCACUGCGAAGCGACUUGCGGAGUUCCUUGGCGAGCAGAUGGUCAAAGACAAGGGCUUGAAUUGCAAGUACAUCAUCUCUGCGCGACCGAAGAACGCUCCUGUUACUGAGCGCGCCGUGCCUAUCGCGAUCUUCUCCGCUGAAGAAUCUGUUAAGCGAUACUUCCUGCGGAAGUGGUUGAAGGAGGAUCCAAGCGAUAUGGACCCUCGAAGCAUCCUUGACUGGGAAUACUACCGGGAACGUCUGGCAUCCGUCAUUCAGAAAAUCAUCACUAUUCCGGCAGCUCUGCAGAAAGUGCGCAAUCCUUGUCCUCGUGUACCGCAUCCGGAUUGGCUCGACCGAAGGAUACGGCAGAAGGAAGACAAAUUCCAGCAAAAGAAGAUGACGGACAUGUUUGAUAAGGCUCUCACGGACGCUGAUACGAAUGUACUUGGAAAUCGAAUCGCCGUGGACCUGGAGGACUUUGGAGGCUCUGGAAAGAUAUCGCCGAAAUCACAAGCCAAGAGGGGCAUGGUGACUAAGAUGGCCACAAAGCGGAAAGAGCCUGAGCCUGCGGUGCCUGUCCAGACCGACCCAUACGCCGCCCUACCGAAAGUCAUGCCCUCGAUCACUGAGGACUACCCAGGAUGGCUCAUGUAUCAGAAGCAGAAGUGGAAGAUCCAGCGGCAAGCACGAAAGCGCCGCCGACAGCUGUUCGGUGAGCGAACAGGUGAUGCCGUUGAUGGUAUCGGAGGCCUUAUCAGAAGCCAGAAUCAAAUGGUGUUCAUGAGCACGUGGCAAUUGGUGCAGUUACGACCGACAGCAACACCAGGCAAAGUCAAGGCUUUCGUGCUCAUUGACAAGAAGAUUCGUUCGCUUGAUAUCAACGUUCCUCGCCACCUGUACCUAAAUCUUAGGGGCGAAGAUCUACCCGAUGUUUCAAUCAGCGGAUGCAGUGUCGAGAAACUCAUCAACCACACCCUUCCGAAUGGACAUCCUUCAACACAUCUCUUCAAGCUGGAGAUGUCAGAGCAGACGUACGUCGAUGAAUCGAAGAAGAUCGCUGCGCUGUUCAAUCACCCCAGUGUGGAAGGUGUUUAUGAGAAACAGGUACCUCUGAAUGUUCGGGCGAUUCUAGAGCUCGGAAACAUCUGUACCUUCGACGAAACCCAAAAGGGUGUUCUGGGCAAGGGUCUUGCUGAAGGUUUUGACCUGCCAAUCCUCAGAAAGGUAGCUUCAAUUUCCCCUUACCUUUCAGAAGCGCCGCUCAGCUACCUUUACCUCUACCAUGUUAGCAGUGGUGAACGCAACAUUUACGCUUUAUUCUCGACCUCAAGGAAUGAGGCCCACAUUAUCAUUCAGAACAAAGCGAAGGAUUCUCAGGGCAUGCCGAACAUCGACCGCAUCUACCGCGACGCUCUACGGAGGCGCCUGGACGAACAUGGUGGCGAACAGUGGCAGAAUACCAUUGAAUACCAAGACGAUGUACAUUUUCGAACGGUUUCUGUGACAACACGACGAAAGGCGCUUCUGGAAAUCGGCGAUGCUGUCAAGCAGAUCAGGCAAGCAGACAAGGAUAAGCCGUUCAUCAUGGUUGUACAGUCACCCAACCAUGCCCUCCUCUCGCAUGACAUCCCUCAACUCCAGGAUAUACCUACCUUGCCACUACGGGCGGAUGAAUCAGACAAGCAGCUGCCUCAGCUGAGCUGGCAGUCGGUCGUUGCUAAGCGUCUUGUCGGGCAUUAUCUGGACCUUGGCUCGUGGGUUUCGCAUCUUACGGAACUUGCUCGAUACGGAGACGUCCCUCUCUGUAACUUGGAGUCAAAUGAUCCGCAAUUCUUGAUUGACGUUGCGUAUGCCAGACGGCUGCAGAAAGAGCGUGUGAUUCUCUGGUGGUCUGCGCAGCCCAAGCCGGACCACGCUGGCUACGAAAAGGACGACAUCCUAGGACCUCUUGACACCGUUGAUAUGCCUUCGAUCAAUAAUCCUGGCACUUACUCCUCCGUCUGUAUCGACCUCAACCUCCGCCAUCUCGCUAUCAACACUAUUCUAUCGUCUUCGCUUAUCAACGAUCUCGAAGGCGCAGAUUCAUUUUCUUUCAACCCUGCGGCUCCUUCGUUCGACAGCAGCAAUGACGGAACGAACGUCAUCUAUUCCGAGAAUGCUUUCGCCACCGCGGGUAUCACUGUGCUGCGAGAGAUGGUGAAGGCGUGGUGGAGCGAGGCAGCCAACGGUGACUACAUGGCCGAUGUCAUGGUACAGCAUCUGGUGAGGUGGGUCAGUAGCCCAGGAUCUUUCCUCUACGACCGCGCUCUUCACUACUACGUACAAAUGAUGAGCAAGAAGGCGCUGCAGCAGCUCAUGACCGACUUCAAGCGCGUGGGCUCACACAUCGUUUUCGCAUCACCCACGCGCCUGCUCCUCCAAACGACCAAAGCAGAAGUCGGCAACGCCUAUGCCUACGCACAGUACAUCCUCAAAACCAUCCAAGCAAAGCCCCUCUUCAACUUCCUCGAGCUGGAGAUCAAAGAAUAUUGGGAUUACCUUGUCUGGUACGACGAAUUCAACUACGGAGGUAAAGGGUGUGAGAAGAUCGUCGAAGAAGAGAACCAAACCCUCGACAACAUAAUGCACUGGCAGCUCGCGACUUUUCUGCCCCCAGACCUGCAGAAGGAAUUCGACGCCACCAUCGUCGACUUCAUCGAACUGAUGCACGCGCGCAAACGCCCUGGUCCUGGCCCUGACGGCAGCACUCCGCGCUUGACGCAGAUCCCGCUUAAGCCUCUCACGGUGGAUCCAAACGAAAUGACACACAUUCUCCCCAAGACCUUCACCAAGCCGCUCUUCAAGCAGAUCUCUACGUGGCUGCGUCGCCAGCACGCCGAGAUGCGCGUCGCAGACCUUGCGGACAGCUGGGCUUUCCCGAGGUUGCCAGGCAGCCAUCUCAACCUUUCCAAUCCCGUGCUGCAGCUUGUAAAAAGCAUCAUGCAAGUCCUCAGCUUAGACCGGAGUAUCACGCUCGAAGUGCGCCUGUUACGCAAAGAACUCCUUGCGCUCUUCGAAAUCCGCGAGUUCAGCGCCGAUGCCGCGUUUCAGAAUCCCAGCGCGAGUCUGAUGCUACGGGGUGUUAUUUGCGAGGAGUGCACUGCGGAACGCGAUAUCGAUCUUUGCCGCGAUGCCUCCCUUCUCCCCACUUCUACUAACUCAUCGACCAUUGUCCUGCCCAAGUGGAAUUGCGAAGCCUGCGCCACACCCUACGACCUCCUUCGCAUCGAGGAACAGCUCGUCUCCGAUGUACAGCGCCUGCUGCUCGAAUGGUCGGUGCAGGAUCUCAAGUGUGGGAAGUGUAAGAGGUUGCGCUCUAACGAGUUCAUGGAACAUUGUGCUUGCGCAGGGGAGUGGGUUGCCACGAAGGAUAGAGCAGACGUAAAAAGGAGACUGAAUGUAUAUUGGGGUGUCGGGGAGUUUUUCGGAUUGAGGAUGUUAGAGGGGUUGUGGGGAGUGUUUGGGGAUUUUAGGUAUGGUUGA
Messenger RNA from Didymosphaeria variabile, 6699 nucleotides. RefSeq names its product DNA polymerase epsilon catalytic subunit (gene POL2). The transcript is spliced from 3 exons. The record is from RefSeq and is a predicted model, not a curated record. Gene Ontology annotation, molecular function: DNA-directed DNA polymerase activity; single-stranded DNA 3'-5' DNA exonuclease activity; DNA binding. The coding region runs from base 1 to 6699 and encodes 2232 amino acids. Lineage: Eukaryota; Fungi; Ascomycota; Dothideomycetes; Pleosporales; Didymosphaeriaceae. Gene Ontology annotation, cellular component: nucleus; epsilon DNA polymerase complex. Gene Ontology annotation, biological process: mitotic cell cycle; DNA replication proofreading; leading strand elongation.